Messenger RNA from Uloborus diversus, 1290 nucleotides. Its product is annotated as glycine receptor subunit alpha-1-like. The transcript is spliced from 8 exons. NCBI's taxonomy places the organism in Eukaryota, Metazoa, Arthropoda, Arachnida, Araneae, Uloboridae. Gene Ontology annotation, biological process: chemical synaptic transmission; signal transduction; chloride transmembrane transport. Gene Ontology annotation, cellular component: neuron projection; synapse; membrane. The coding region runs from base 109 to 1290 and encodes 393 amino acids. The record is from RefSeq and is a predicted model, not a curated record. Gene Ontology annotation, molecular function: extracellular ligand-gated monoatomic ion channel activity; neurotransmitter receptor activity; chloride channel activity.
AACAACACCGAUCGGGAAUGUUUAUGGAAAAAAGCCAAAAGGCGCUCUAGACGCUGUCACAAAACCCAACAAUGCCACGGACUUUCAAGCUCUCGCUAGAAUGACAGCAUGGCUCAAUUCAUCACACUGACUCUUCUGACCAUCACCAUGAUCGCGCUCUUGCUGCUGCCCACUGCCCUCAGUUUCAGGUCUGGAGAACGGCCCCCUAUUAAACUCUCCGACGUGGUUGGCCCAGGAUAUGACAACUUUCAACCCCCGAGGAUUGAAGGUAAACCAGCACAUGUGAGCAUUCAAAUCGAAAUUCUCAAUAUCAGAUCAGUCGAUGUAACCGUCAUGUCUUUCAUAGCGGACAUUUUCUUGUACAAGACGUGGAAAGACCCUCGGCUCCGCUAUCCGGCUUCCAAGAACCUGGAACAAGUGGCUCUUCACCCCGAUUGGAUAAAACACCUGUGGACACCCGAUAUUUAUUUCCACAACGCCAUAGAAGGAAAAGUUCUCACGACUGUUAUUCCGUACAUCUAUAUGUUUCUCAAGAAUGAUUCAACUGUUCUUUUCGGUGCAAGGCUUUCCCUCCAAUUUAGUUGUGACAUGCUGCUCCACAACUUUCCCCAUGACACUCAAACUUGUGAUAUUAUAGUAAAAAGUCUUACACACACUCUUUCGGAAAUGGAGUUGCACUGGAACGAAAAAGAUUCUAUUUCUGUGGGAGACUACAUUAUUCUGCCUCAGUUUGAAUUCUCUGAACCUCAUCCAGCCGCCUGUGAUGAAUACUUGUACGUAGGAAAGCACGGAUCUUUUGCUUGCUUACGUGGAGAAAUAAAACUGUCCCGCAGAGCUGGCUACUAUGUCAUCAACAUUUACAUUCCAACCAUUUUGAUUGUGUUCAUGUCGAUGCUGACCUUCUGGAUUCCCGUGGAUGCUGUGCCAGGGAGGGUGACACUGGGUGUUACCUCACUCUUAACCAUCAUCACCAAACAGUACCAGGCAUCGCUGCCGAGCGUUUCCUACGUGGUCGCACUCAACGUCUGGCUUUCAGUGUGCAUCGGAUUCGUCUUCUGCAGUCUUUUGGAGUAUGCGGCGGUUGUCGCGCUACUCAAUCAUAAAACACGACUGCAGAAUAAGGUUCGAGGGGAUGAACCCGAAGUUGGCGGAUGGAAGUGGGCUAAAAGUGUCUUUCAAUCGAGCGUCGAUAAAAUUGACGUACACAACAUCGAUAGACUUUGUCGAAUCAUAUUCCCUGUCAUUUUCUGUCUACAUUGUAUUACUUAUUACAGUUUAUAUGCUAAAUGA